AUGUCGUCGCGUCGUCGCGGCGCCGGCGAGCGCGCGGCGGCGGGAGACGACCUCGACGCGCUCGUGGAAGAGCUCCGCGCGAUGGAGCGCGAACACGCGCGUCAAGAGUCCGCGCUGUUGUCGUCCCAUCGCGCGUCGAACCGAACGCGACGCGCGCGAGGAGGCGGAGCGGACGGCCCGCCGGGAACGACGAGAAGGGACGACGCCGCCCCCCCCCGCCCGGCGAGCGACGACCGAGGCGCGCGACGGCGAAGGAGCGACGCGCGCGCGGACGACGACUGCGACCGCGACGCGCGAUACGCCGCGACGGCGGCGCCGCCGCCACCGGCGUCGCGCCGCGCGACCCAGACGGGACGACGCGAUCGCGAGGUUGAUCCUACUGUUGAUCCUCCUCCUCCACGCCAGCGACGACAACAACGUCGCGCUCGUCGUCGUCGCCAUCGCGGCGACGAGCCCGAGCGCGAGUCGCUGCCGACGUCCUCGUCCGAGGCGCCGUCGCUCGCGUCCGACGCGUCCGACGCGUCGUCGUCGUCGUCGCCGUCGUCGUUCGAAGACGCCGGCUCGAGCGACGACUCCGAAGAGGUCGCGUCCCGACGCCGCGCCGCGCCGCGCGCGGGGCCCAGAGGACGAGGACGACGCGCGGUCGGAGACGGAGGAGGGCGGCGCGCGCGAGACCGGGACCGCCGAGAAGACCACCGAGAAGACGACGCGGCGACCGGGACGAUCCUCGCGACCGUCGCGGAGACGAUCGAACGACGCGUGCGACGGACGGAACGCGACGUCGCGGCGAGACAGGAGCGGCUCGCGGACGCCGUGAACGACCUCGCGCGGAUGAUGGAACGGGCGGUUCGCGACGGCGUCGAUCGCGAUGACGACGACGACGACGAUUCUCGCCGCGACGCGUCGCGGGCCGGCGCGCGGAGCCGCCGCCGCGACCCGGCGGCGGACGCGGCCGCGGAGGGAGACGGGAUCGCCUCCGCGUCGCGACGGCGCGGCAGGCCGCCGCCGCGACCCGCGCGCGGCGGCGGCGGCGACCGCGCGCGCGACCGCGACCGCGCGGCGCGACGCGACGGCGAAGGCGGCGGUGACGGCGGAGGCGCGAGAGGACGGCGAUCCUCGAGGACGCCCGCGCCGUCGACCUCGCCGCGUCCGGACUCCGCGAUCGACUGGGAGAGCGGCGACGGCGAGUCGUGGGACCCGUCGCGGGACCCGUCACGGUCGCGGUCGAGGGUCCGCGCGCCGCCGCGGCGAGGCGCCGCCGCGCCGAGGAUACCGCCGCAGUACACGAUGCGGAUACCGCCGCCGCCGGGGUUGCUCCCUCGCGACAGAGUGGACUGGGAGAUGUUCUCGGACUUCCUUCCGAGGACGGCGGAGCGCAUCAGCGAGCUCGGACGACGACGCGAACGCGAGGGUAUCGCGGAGGGCCGGCGGAGGGACGGCGGCGUCGUAUUACGGCGGACGGAGAGCGUCGAGUCCAGGCGGCGGCGACGGACGGCCGCGCGCGCGCCGAGGGACAGCGCGGACGAGCGGUGGGACGACUCCGACGAGGAGGACUCCGAGUCCGAGUCGGGCGACGAGGUUGACAUCGACGCGGCGGCGCGCGCGCGACGCGGCGGCGGCGGCGGCGGCGGCGACGGUCGCGUCGUCCUCGACGAAGCGCGCAUCGCGACCGUCGUGAGCGACGCGGUCAACGAAGCGAGCGAGCGCUUCAUCCGCGGUCUCGCGGACGCGGAGAACGAGAGAGCGCGCGCGCGAGCGGCCGCCGCGCCGGCGCCGGCGCCGGCGCGCGAGCGCGAGCGCGAGCGCGAGCGCUCCCCUCGCGGCGACGCGCGCGAAGAGCUCGACGCUUUGCUUCGACGACGACCGGGAACGGCGCGGCCGCUCGCCGGCGCGUUGCGGGCGAUGCGUGAAGACUUCUCCGAGGAGGAGCUUCGCGCGGUCUGCGCGAUGUUUCUCGCGCGAGCGACCGCGAACCGUGCGGCGAGAGCGGGCGGCGGCGGCCAGGGCGCCGCGACGGGAGGCGGCGCCGCGGCGGCGGCGGCGGCGGCGGAGACGGAGACGGAGACGCCGUACUCGACGCCGACGGCCGCGCCGCCGCCGCCUCCGCCGCUGCCGCUGCCGCCGCCCGCGGCGACGCCCCCUGCACCCCGCGCGGCGGCGCGCGAGGUCGUCACGAGCGACGACGACGCGUCCGAGUCCGCGUCGGACGAGUUCGACUACCCCGAUAUUUUCGAGUCCGCGCGGAAGCACUACGAAGCGACCGUCGACGGCGGCGCGGCGGCGGCGGAGAGGGCGGCGGAGAGGGCGGCGGCGACGGCGACGAUGGACCACGGGCUCAUCGGCGAGCCGUGGGACGACGGCAACGGCGCGAUCGACGUCACCGGCGUACCCCGGGGCGAAGGCGACGAAGGCGACGACGACGACGACGACGACGACGAUGAGCACGACGACGACCGAGAGAUCGCGUUGACGUCGGACGACGACGACGACGACGGCUCGAUCGAACGCUUCGCGGACGCGGACGACUUCCUCGACGUCGCGAACGCCCCCCCCGCGCCGCCUCCUCCGCGCCCGCCGCCGGCGACGGGCCAAGCGGGCGCGGACGGCGACGCGAGGGUGUACGCGCGCGCGGGGGGCAAGUACGCGGUGACCGAGGGGUCGGACGAGGCCGUCGCGCUCGCGGCGUUGCUGUCCACCGGCGUCGGCGACCCGCCGCGGCUUCGGGACGUCAGGGCGAACGACGGUGACGACGUGGAGGGCUUCGCCGCGGGGCUGCGCGGGAUGAUGGUCGGGUUGGACGACCUUCCGACGAGGGCGAGGACGAGACCACCGCCGGCGAAGACGGACGGGGACGACGCCGCGCGCGCGGAGCCGGCGAGGGUCGAGCCGCCGGCGUCUCCGCCGCCACCUCUGGAGCGGCGGCGGAGCGACGUCGCCGCCGCCGCCGCCGCCGUCGCCGCGCGCGUGUCCGAGGUGAAGAGGAUGUCGCCGACGAAGGGCACGCGCGAGCGCAGCGUCAUCGCCGCCGCCGCCGCCGCCGCCGCCGCGGAAGAAGUGGCCUCGAACGGCGGCGGCGGCGGGUUCGACAUCCUCGGACGCGAUUCCGACGCGGCGGGGACGGACUCGCCGUCCGCGCGCGAAGCCGAGGCGCUUGCGCGCGCGCGCGCCGCUGAGGAAGAGAACGCGGAAGACCCGUGGGACGCGCUCGCGACGACGACGGCGUCGGCGACGACGACGGCGGCGAGCGACGGCGGCUCGACCGCGGCGACGCGAUUGAACCCCGCGGCGGCGCCGUUCCCUCCCCCGCCGCGACGACGACCCGCCGCCGACGCCCCCGUGGCGUCGGCGAGGUCGGGCGUGGACGAGCGCGUGGCGUUCGCGCCGCCGGCCGCGGACCUCCUCCCCGGCAUGAACCCGCGGGGGUUAGACGCCGUCCGAGCGCGGUUCGAUCGCGAGCAGAGCGCGACGAACGAGACGCUCUUGUCCGCGGCGGCGGCGGCGAGCGCGGACGCGGACGCGGACGACGCCGCGUUUGGGCCGUCGAACGACGUCGUGUUCUCGUCCACGGCGGAGGCGGCGGCGGCGCUCUCCCGACGCGGGUUCUCCGUCGGCAUGAACGCUUCGCUGAUGGACGCGCUCGAGAAGGUCGUGUCCUCGCGCGAUGCGUCGGGGUAUUGA
Messenger RNA from Micromonas pusilla CCMP1545, 3678 nucleotides. RefSeq lists its product as uncharacterized. The record is from RefSeq and is a predicted model, not a curated record. NCBI's taxonomy places the organism in Eukaryota, Viridiplantae, Chlorophyta, Mamiellophyceae, Mamiellales, Mamiellaceae. Bases 1 to 3678 code for a protein of 1225 amino acids. Gene Ontology annotation, cellular component: actin filament. The transcript has a single exon. Gene Ontology annotation, biological process: actin filament polymerization.